Molecule: messenger RNA, 3700 nt
Organism: Suillus subalutaceus
Lineage: Eukaryota; Fungi; Basidiomycota; Agaricomycetes; Boletales; Suillaceae
Exons: 16
Coding region: 72-3566 (1164 amino acids)
Molecular function (GO): zinc ion binding
Source: RefSeq, a predicted model, not a curated record
UGUCACGGCGCGAUCAAUAUAAAUCACUGCGUAAGCUGCGGGCGCCCCACCAACUCCUCUUGAACGCUACCAUGUUCACAGUGAAAGCAACUUAUAGAAACGAGACUCGCAAGUUCUCUUUCUCAGGGACUGACUUGUUUCCUACAUACGAGGAGCUUCACCAGCAGCUGUAUCGCAUAUUUCCUAUAAGCCAUAAUUAUUAUCUUUCUAAGCUCAUUUUCUCUCCUGACGCGUCUAAGCCGUCUCGUAUUUUGAUUGGAAAGGAAGUCCAUAACGCAGAGGAGUACAGCACUCGUAUUGCCCCUUUACGCAGGCGCUGGCCCAACCCAUUGCUCAGGUUCUCUAUCUUCGACGAGACUCCCCACAAAGUACCCAGUGCAACGGUCGAGGAUUCUCUGGAGGUUCCCAGUCCUUUAUCCUUUAUGGCGAUUCCCCCGCCUCCUACACUUUUCCCGACUCCUGCACCUACUUCAUCGUUCGAUACACGUUCCCAGGAGUUUCUUUCAUUCAAAGCGGCUCAUCUACCGCCACCUUCUUCUAGACCACUUCCUACUCUUGAACGUCCUAGCGUCUUCACGCCUCCAAUCUCACCUUCGUUCACUCCGCCGCCACCACAUAUCAUAUUCCGAGAGCCACCUGCGCAUCCCUUGAUUCCAAGUCUUCCUUCUCUCUCGCCCCAAGGAGCCUCUCAGCCAUGUUGCUCAGUCGCCAAAGGGAAGUCGGAGAUGGAAACUCUCUUGGCAUCUUUCAAGAAAGAUAUCGAUCGUAUCAUGCUCAAUACUUUUGGCGAAUGCAAUGCUUCAGCACAAGUCGAUACAUCUCAUCGCCAGAACCCCUUUGGAGCAGAAAUAUCCAACGAGGCAUCGUGCAACAUAACGAACGUCUCAAUGGAGCCUUCUUCAUCACAUAGGUGUUUCGCCUGUAGGAACGAGUUCUCUGGAAGCUGGUACGGAUGUGUGAAAUGCCCGUGGCACUAUGUUUGUCCAAGCUGUUUCUCCAAAUCUGGCGCUAUGCACACGUUGAGUUUUGGGCCAACUCACGUUGUCCAGCGACGUGAAUCUGCGCCGUCGGAAAUAUCCAACGAGGCCCCUCAUACUUCGUCAGAGGCAUCGUGCAAUACAACGAACGUCUCAAUGGAGUCUCCUUCAUCACAUUGGUGUUUCGUCUGUAGGAACGAGUUCUCUGGAAGCUGGUACGGAUGUGUGAAAUGCCCAUGGCACUAUGUUUGUCCAAGCUGUUUCACCAAAUCUGGUGCUAUGCACCAGUUGAGUUUUGGGCCAACUCACGUUGUCCAGCGACGUGAAGCUGGGCCGUCAAUUGCCAUCACACCGUCGGCCGUGGAAAUGCCCGCAGAGUCUCAGUCUACCGGAACUGAGCUUGUUGAUACCGAGCCUAAUCAACGUUCGCCUGUCGUUCACCGAAAUAUUGUUUGUGACAGCUGCAACGAAAUCAUUGUUGGCGUCAGGCGUAAAUGCCUGGAUUGUCCUGACUAUGAUCUAUGCACGCCCUGUAUCGAGUCAGGUGCUGCAGAGAGGCACAACUCGUUCCAUGAAUUCUUCGACAUUGAAACGCCCGGACGAGUGUUUGUCCACACGGUCUUUAGUGGAAGCGGGGAGCGUGAUGCUUCCCCAAAUAGUCGUAAUGCUACAGCAGAUAGUCCUCACACUUUCGCGACGACCCCAGAGACUAUUCGUCAUUGCGCGGCUUGCAACAUGUGUGAUUCUCCUAUUGUUGGUGAUCGCUUCAAAUGUGUCAAUUGUCCAGACUUUGAUACUUGCGCCAAUUGCUUCAAGAUUACCGGAGAGCAACAUCCCUAUCACGGCUUUGUGCGAGUGAGCAAGACGAGCGACCUUAUGAUGCGCAAUGCAGUGACCAACAUAGCUACUCAUUACGCGACGUGUGAUUCCUGCCGGAGGACCAUUCGUGGUGUCCGUUAUAAGUGCAUGCACCCUAGCUGUCCUGAUUUCGACCUGUGUCAGAAUUGCGAAGCCCUCCCUAUCCCGGUCCACCCUUCCAUUCAUCCGUUGUUGAAGAUGAAGACUCCUGACACUGUUGUUCCUACCGUGUACAGAGUUGGGGUGACUAAUCUCAUCCAUUCUCGAAGGACAUCCCAGGGGAGCACCCUUCCCCAGACUUUGGAAUCUCGACCUCAGAAAUCUCCGCCCGUUUCUGUAUCACGUACCUCCUCCGAGAUUUCUGUGAAAAAAGAACAGGAGCCGUCUCUUGUCGUUCCCGAGUCUCUGAGUCCUCUAGCCGUUUUAGCACAGUGCUCCGACUGCGUCAGUGCAAACUCUGUCGGCCCUUGGGGUUAUGGUCUAACUCCUGCUAAAUCACCCCAAUUCCCGCAGUCUCCCGCCCCUAACUGCGAAGAACCUUCCUCGUCUCCCACCCAAUUGAGUGUCAGCUCUUGCUACCAGGCGGUCAGACCAGUUGAGUCCCAGCAGCCUUCCGCUGUUGACCGUGAACAAUCAACCUCACCUUAUAGUAAUUCGGCCCAGACGAUCAAUCGACCUUCCGCUGAGGUGAACUCGCCACCCCUCGACCUGAACCCUUCACUUGAUAUCUUUCGUGAAGUUUGGCCAAAAGUGAACCGGGAAAUGAAACACCUUGCUGAAGCAAGACGAUCCGAAGUAGAUUUUCCUAGUUCUGUGGCUGACUCGGAUAAGGCUGUUGAAACCAAUCUGGGCAAGCUGGCGGAAUCUACAAAUUCUCUCUUCAAAUCAAUUCGCCCUGAAGAAUCUGCUGAGUCCACUCCUCAAGGAAGUGUCCCACUCUUUUCUGCGGACAGGGAUCUUGCUGCACUUCUACGUGGUUUCCGCACACCAUCCCCUGUCGCUUCUGAAGCACCCGCUCCAUCCGAUACAACUUUCUCUGCACUCCCUGAUAGCGUCAUGGAUGAACAAGCGGCUGCUACGCCCAGCCCAGAACAGCAACAGGCCCAAAUUACCCCUCUCAGUUGUGCUUUUGUGUCCGAUACGACAGUUCCUGACGGUCAGAUUUUUCCACCUGGUGCUGAGUUCGUUAAGUCCUGGCGGAUGUUAAAUGAUGGGGAAAAGCCUUGGCCAGAGAUGACUGAGAUUCACUUCGUUGCGGGGGAGUCUUUUUCACCCGAAGCUGACUCUUCGAUGGUUGUCAAAGUAGGACGCGUUGAUCCGGGAGAAGCUCUUGAUGUGUGGACCAGUGACCUAAAGGCACCCGAUGUUCCUGGUAGAUAUGUUAGUUACUGGCAAUUGACGGACGGCGCAGGCCAAAGGUUUGGCGCUAACAUUUGGAUCGAUGUCACUGUCACCGAGCCUCGUCAGUCAGCUGAUGAAGCUGACGAUCAUUCUUUGGCGUCAUCCUCGAUGAUCAUGCCAAAGUCAUCAUCGGACGACAGGUCUGCUCAUUCUGUUGGUCCCCUUGGUCACCUAUUUGAACCAUCAUAUCCCUCGACAUCCAAACCUACGACGGACGGGACAGAUGAUGGGGCCUCUGAUGGGUCGUCAGUAUCGUUGGAUACGCAUUCCCAACCUGAGAACCUUGAGUACGUUGUGCUGUACGACAGCAACGACUCAGAGGAUGAAUAAAUAUUAUCGAUAACUCUGUUUGCUUUCUAUUUACGAUGUCUUUAUGCAGCGGCAGAUCCGCACCAUCUUAUUAUCGUGUACUAUUACAAGCUAUCUGAAUUCAUAUCGAAGAGAAGAGAAAUGAUCCGCACAAA